AUGACUGUCAAAACAAAGAGACUGGCGCGCUACGUGCGUGGCCCCGACGGCAUCUACAGAAGAAAAUCAGAAGAGCCCGUGGUGGUAUCUGAUGAGCACCAUCUGGUGGACGAGCUUAUCAACGAGCUCAUCGACUGUGGACAAAUCGAACCUGAGCCCGUGCACGUCCUGCCUAAUCUAGCAACAUAUCAACACGACCUUGAACCAAAAAUCCCCGCCACCAUUCCUGAAAUCCCCACUGCUCCGAUCACGGUAAACUCGGCAAAAUCAGCCACCUACACACCUGCUGCAAACACAUCUCACACUUACACAUCCAAACUGGCACCGCGCUCUCCAAUCCUCAUGGCACUGAACCCCAUGCGUCGCGGACGCAGCGUGAGUUUCGACUCUGGCCGCUCCAUCGACUUGACCCGCCACUCGUCCAUUGCAGACCUGCUGGUGCCCAUGUCGCAUACCCAGGGCUCGCUGUUCAACCAAUAUUACAAUUGGCUCCUAGCUCUUCCGUUGGAACAUUAUUCUCAGAGGCUUUUCCCAUUCUUCUUGGGAAUGGCGUUUAUGUAUGUGCUCCACUCCAUGGAGUCGACGCUCUGGUACUGCGGAGGUGUCGUGGCCCAAGCUGCUAAAAUUAUCGCCUUUUACGGUCCCAUCGUACUAGGCGUUCUAUGGUUCGCAGGCGUCGUCAAGAAGGAUACAUUUACAGAGUGGCCCGCAGCUAAAUAUCGCUUCUUUACCACUCGUGGCCCUAAUGAGGAUGUGCCUGUAGUUCCCAUGGUGUCUACGUCCCCCAGAAUGGAAGCGCUGGAACGUGUACUGGUUUCGCCUAUUCAGAUCAUCCCUGGUGGCCAGGAAUCGCCGAGAGCACAAGUGUCACCCAUUGCACAGGCUGCACAAGUUUCGCCUACUGCGAAGGUGGCGACCAUGAGAAUGUCCCCUAAGGUAUCUCCUAUUGCCAUCAGAUCAGAAGAACUCCCUACCAGAGAACGGAAAGUCCAGCCUAGAGCGUAUUCAGAAGAGCCAAUGGGAUCACCCAUCAUCCAUCCCCGCGAAUGUGAGGUUGCUCCUUUCCCUCCGUUCCAUCACAGCCCUCCAGGAGUCAAGGAACGGCCCAGAGUGCAGCGUGUUGGCACUGACACCAGAGAGCAGUCACGCAAGUCGAGACAGGUUCACACGUACUUGUCAGAGGAAAGAAGACACUCGUCUGCAUCUUUGCCUGGCAGAGAAGUCUACAGAGACGCUUACAGGGACGCUUACAGGGACAGAUCGAGAGAUGAUCCAUACAGGGACAGAUUGAGAGACGAUCGAUACAGAGAUUCAAUCAGGGUGAGAGAUGAUCCGUAUAAAGAUGUCCGUGACUUAUACAGAGACCAAAGAGACUACAGAGACUACAGAGACAACCGAGACUUGAAAGGUGCCAAGUAUAGAGACCCACGGGUUCCUAAGUUCUACAAGCCACUUCCCCCAGUGAUCAAGAUGCCCAACAAGGAGAUCAACCACGAGGCAGACUUGCCGUUGGUCCACGAGGUCAAGUUGAAGAACUUGGAUCAGGAACCUCAGUACGAUUUGGAUCGACUGGGUACUGUCUUGAGCAAGAAGUCUGUGCUUGGUACUAGAGCAAAUUACCUGAGAUUCUUGUCGAAUGUGGAGAACUAG
Molecule: messenger RNA, 1650 nt
Organism: Sungouiella intermedia
Lineage: Eukaryota; Fungi; Ascomycota; Pichiomycetes; Serinales; Metschnikowiaceae
Source: the annotation of a GenBank genome assembly